UGCAGCGGACUGACCGGCGAUGAGGGCAAGGGCGAGCAGCAGGAGGCCGGCAGGAGAGGCGCGCAUCGACCCCAUGAUGAUGACGGCGGGGGUCCCGCCAGAGAGGCCGCGGAAGAGGUGGCGGAAGAGGUGGCGGAAGAGGUGGCGGAAGAGGUGGCGGAAGAGGUGGCGGAAGAGGCAGCGGAAGAGGUGGCGGAAGAGGCAGCGGAAGAGGUGGCGGAAGAGGUGGCGGAAGAGGCGGCGGAAGAGGCUUGA
Closterium sp. Naga37s-1 is the source of this 255-nucleotide messenger RNA. Lineage: Eukaryota; Viridiplantae; Streptophyta; Zygnematophyceae; Desmidiales; Closteriaceae. The record is from the annotation of a GenBank genome assembly.